GGAACAUGGAUUACGUGUCCUUGGUUCAACUCGGAUUGUUUAGGAUGAAGCACACUCCUGCGGAAAUCGUCUUUCAGUAUCGUUAACUAACCAUAACUUUCGCUUAACUCUUUGCUUGGAUUUAUCGUCAGUAUUGAGGAGCUGACGCCUCCGUGAUGAAGCUGAAGGAGCUGGAGAGCUGCCUCCAACAGGUGGACGUGUUUGAGGAGCCCAAACUCCUCCUGGAGCAGUAUCCAACCAGCCCGCACAUCGCAGCUUGCAUGCUUUACACGAUCCACAACACGUUUGACGACCUUGAGGGCAAACUGGUGGCGGACCUGGGCUGCGGCUGCGGCGUCCUGAGCAUUGGAGCAGCGAUGCUUGAUGCUGGGUUGUGUGUCGGCUUCGACAUCGAUGGCGACGCGCUGCAGAUAUUCAGCAGGAACACAGAGGAGUUUGAGAUUGCCAACAUAGAUCUGGUCCAGUGUGACCUGUGCUCUGUGGACGCGGACGUUUACGCCCAAAAGUUUGACACUGUCAUCAUGAAUCCGCCUUUUGGAACAAAGCACAACCAAGGUAUUGACAUGAAGUUCCUCAGGGCCGCCUUAACCAUGGCAAAUAAAUCAGUGUAUUCACUUCACAAGACAUCCACAAGACAACACAUACAAAAGAAAGCGAAUGAAUGGGGAGUGAAGAUGGAAGUAAUUGCAGAACUAAGAUACGACUUACCAGCAUCUUACAAAUUCCACAAAAAGAAGUCGGUCGACAUUGAAGUGGACUUUCUACAGUUCUCCAAAACGUGAAGCUUUCACUGGAAUGGAUUUAAGAAUCAAGUCAUCUCUUCAUUUUCACUGUAUAUAAUGUUUUUCAAAAAAAUAAAAACAAAA
Myripristis murdjan (pinecone soldierfish) is the source of this 866-nucleotide messenger RNA. RefSeq names its product methyltransferase 5, N6-adenosine (gene mettl5). The transcript is spliced from 7 exons. The coding region runs from base 156 to 782 and encodes 208 amino acids. Gene Ontology annotation, biological process: rRNA methylation. Lineage: Eukaryota; Metazoa; Chordata; Actinopteri; Holocentriformes; Holocentridae. Gene Ontology annotation, molecular function: nucleic acid binding; rRNA (adenine-N6-)-methyltransferase activity. The record is from RefSeq and is a predicted model, not a curated record.